AUUGAGAGCGGGAGCAGGUUUGGCAGUCAAGUGGAGAAGAGCAGGGUUCGAGCUGGAGUGCUGAAGCUCUCAUGCAGCGCUGCCUUCACGUGCCCAGUGAAGAGAGGAGGAGACACUCAGCUGGAUCACACUGGAGCACACUCAUUCAUCUGCUGAGGAGGACACUCACUACCUGAGACCAGAUCAGACUAAUCAUGGAGGUGAGUUUCUGGAACACUGAUGAGAUUUAUUAUGCACAAUCUGAAACAGAAAAACUGAAUUAAGCUUCGUUUUAAACACCGACUUUGUAAAGUGUAGACUGUUUUACCAGAAUUGCUUUUUAAGUAUUGAACAUAGAGCAUACUUCAGCAGAAAUCAAGAGAGCUUUAGUCGCAAAAUGUAAUUUGUAGCAGUGCUGAGAACUUAUAACAGUCACCACUUUCAAACCAACCUCAAUGCCUGGCAGAUCUUCAGCAAGCGAGGUCCUGAAACCAUGUAGUUAGAUUAUAUUUAUAACUGAAUGCUGAGAACAACAGUUUGAGAGUUUCUUUUCUCACAAUGAGCGACAUCAUGCAGCAGCAGCAGGAAGAGCAGUUUCAGGAUGUGCCUGUUUCCUCCUUUUCCUCCCCUCUGAACAAAAGGGUGAUGUGGAAAACAACCCAUAUUGUUUGAUAUGGCAUCAUCAUGAGUUUGUUUCUAUGUAUAAAGAGAGAGAAAAAAGAUUUUAGAUUAUACAACAAUAGAUAUACGUUCAAAAUGAAGACUACAUACUAUUUGGAUUCUGUCUAGCUGUUAAUGUUCAGUGUCAGCUCUUGUUCACACAUGUAAUAAAAAUCAAGUGAUAUUUAAAUGACAUUGCAAAUAGUGAAUUUAGUUCUGAGAAAGCGUAAGCAUCAUUUGUUUGUAGAUGCCACUUGAGGGCUUUUCACACUGCACUUAACCCCAAGUUACGAAAGCCUGCUCCGGAGCAGUGGUGUUAAUCCUACACUGCAGAGCUAAACUGUGCAGGAACCACGUCAUGUUAGAAUGUUUCAGCAACAGACAUCCAAUCAAAGGCCUCAUUUUCACACGCUUUGGACAGUCACGGAAACAGGCUAGCAACAUGCUAGUAACUUCCCAAUCAUGCUAGCGACAUACUAGUUACUUGUUAAUAAUGCUAGCAACAUGCUAGUAACUUCCCAAUCAUACUAGCAACAUACUAGUAACUUGCCACUUACCAGCUACACAAUAUCGCGUUCAUUAUCGAAGGCGAUUCAUCUAGGAUAAUGAACGCGAUAUUGUGUAGCUGGUAAGUGAUCUACGGCUCUGUCUAUUAAAUGCGGCUCCAAUUAUAAGCAGGUGAUGGCGAUAAUCACGGAACCAGAUUUACUGACUAGAUACGCAUGAUCAUAUCAUUAGAUAUAUCGCCCAGCCCUAGCUAGUAGCAUGUUAAUCAUGCUAACGACAUGCUAGUUACUUUCUAAUCAUGCUAGCAACAUGCUAGUUACUUGCUUAUCAUCCUAGCAACAUGCUAGUAGCAUGCUAAUCAUGCUAGUGACAUGCUAGUAACUUGCUAAUAAUGCUAUCAACAUGCUAAUCAUGCUAACAGCCUGCUAGUUACUUGAAAAUCACUAGUGACAUGCUAGUAACUUGCUAAUCAUGCUAGCGACAUGCUAAUCAUGCUAACAGCAUGCUAGUUACUUGAUAAUCACUAGUGAUAUGCUAGUAACUUGUUAAUCAUGCGAGCGACAUGCUUGUUGCAAGGUAAUCAUGCUAGCAACUUGCUAAUCAUGCUAAAAACGUGCUGGUAGAAUGCUAAUCAUGCUAGCAACAUGCUAGUCUAUUGUUAGUCAUGCUACCAACAUGCUAGUUACUUGUUAAUCAUGCUAACAACAUGCUAAUCAUGCCAGCAAUAUGCUAGUAACAGGCUAAUUGUAACAAUUAAUUUUUCUUUUGUUUAGUACAUUCUACUUUGCAACAGUAAUAUAUUCUGUCAAAAUUUCAGUUAAACUGGACUUUUAUUUUGAUGGGUUGUCGUAAAGACCGGAGUAUGAUGUGAUGAUGGUAUGUUUUAUCGUGCUGCUGCUGUAUGUGUGUAGUAGAGAAAACCGUGACAUUCCCCAGCCUCCCAACUCUCAAACUGUAAUAGAAAACAGGUGGACUAGAGUGAAGAAGAGUAUUUUUCACUCUCACCUUUAUAGGAUUCCCUUUACCUUAACUUAAAAAUGACCCAGGGUUAACUAUUUGAACUGUGAAAAGCCCUUUUUGUAUCUAAUGAAAGUGUUUAAAGACUUUUUGGGCCCUUGUAGAGUGUCAUCCCAACAGAACUCUAGUCUGAUCUAAAAUGAAGACUGGUUUUGCACAUUUUCUUGCAAUAUUUCACAUAAGUGUCAAGUUCCAGCAGAGCUCGGACAGUCUGGUGUCAGUGGACUCUGAACUGGCGCAGUGUGAGACGGAGGUCAACACUUUACUGAAGAUCAUUUCUGACCUCAACAGAAAAAUGGACUCCCUACAAAUAUCACGAGAGAUGAAAGCGUCUGAGAGUCCAGUCCGGGUCAGUGGGAGCGCCCCGCAGCAGGGUUCGAUCCUCACAGUGGUGGACGCUGGCACAGCAUCUGUACAGUCCAAGAACGUCUGCAGGGACACAGAAGGGGGCAGCAGUGAGCUUUGGCAGGAGCUUCAGAGGGUAGUGUCUGCUCUUGAGGCCUCCAGUGGUCAGGGGAGGAACAUGCUCAGGCCGCAGACUCAGGACGCGGAGACCAUCCGGGCGAAGCAUCUCUCUGCAGCCCGCGAGAGAUGGGUCCAGGCCACACAGGUGCUGGAGGAGAUGGAGAGGGAUUUGGGGAUCUCAUACCCCUCUGCUCUGCCCCCUGAUGAGAGACGUCAGUAUCAGAGAGAUGUCCUCUCUCUCUAUAAACACAACCAGGACCUCAGCGCCUGCUUGAAGAGCCGACAGGGAGAGCUCGUGGGAGCCGAAAGAACGCUGACGGAUCUUGAGGAGGAGAAAAAGUGGCUACAGGAAAAGGUAGUGGACCUGAAGAGGAAAUGGCUGUAUGGAGUGAGUCGUUCUCCUCCUGUUAGUCCAUCUUUGUCCUCCAGUCGAACUUCGAGCCCUUGCUUUUCCUCUCCUCCGUAUCCUGGAUCCCCUCUGCUGUCCCGCAAACUCCCAAGCGGCUUCAGGCCGGACUCCCCUCCGUCUCCCUGCACUGUCGAUUCUGUGCUUCAAGCUGAGAUCGAUAAGCUGCAGAGGUGUCUGGAGCGACUGAAGGCUCGGAAUGAGCGUCUGAAUGCAGCGCUGGUCAAAAGGAAAGGAGAAUCGGAGCAGCUGAGCAUGAGUCUGAGCCGGCAGGAGGCAGACAGCUCGGCUCUACACAUGGCUCUGGCGUACUGUGAGGAGUGUGAGGAGGCUUACAGAGACCUACUGUCCCUGUGCGAAGCCAGGAAACAACAAAAUACAGAAACAAUUAGCACACCAAAGUCUGACCUCGCAAAGUCAACAGAUGAGAUCUUGUACAAAGGCGAGACAUCCUCCAGUCCACCAGAGGGCACUGCUGAGACCAGACCAUACAGCUUGUCAGAAAAGCAGUUUGAGGACAAGGCUGGUGUAAUUCUGCAAAGGAUCUCCAGGCUGAAGCAGGACAGGGCCGCUGUUUGUAUCCCGCAGCAGGGCGAAGCAGGAGAGGGCAAGAUCAGUCCUGACACUGGCACACUCGCAGGGGUCAGAGGUCGUGCCAGUUCACUUUCCAAAAACACCAAAGAGGAGAAAGCAGCUUUGCUGUAUGAGCUGGUGACAGUCAGGGAGGAGAUGUCAGAGAUGCGUGGGAAUCUCCGGCUCCUGGAGAAAGAGCGGCGGUGUUUGGACCUGGCACUGAUGGUCCAGAGUGCUCAGGAUUCAGCUGGUGCUCUGAUCCUGGACAGUCUGCGAGAUGAGCUCGGGGAGAGGAGAGCCACCCAGCAGAGAAUUGCUGAAAAUCUGGCAAAACUAGAAGGUGGAGGGGGAAUACCUGGUCCUCGGAAUCACUCUAUCCUAAGAGAACUACAAGCAACUCUGCAAAGGGAACAGUCACUGAGGAAGAGAGUGGCGGCUCUACGUGAGUCGCUGGACUCGGCGAUCACAGACAGCACCACUCAGAGGAGGAUCAACAGAGAGGAGAUUGCACGCCUCUCCCGCUACCACAAUAAAGUCUCAAGUACCUCCAGAAGCUCCCGAAAGAAGCACCAGGAGCAGCUGUGGCGACUGGAGAAGCAAAUCGCCGUCAUGAGCGAACGUCAUGCUAAAGAAGAGGCCGAGCUAAGUGCUACGCUGGAAGCUAUGGAGUGGAAGAGAGAGGAGACCAUACUCUAACAGACAAUCCUUCUUACUGUCAUUUCAUUGACAAACAUUUCUGAAGCUAAUGUUGAUUUUGAGUGAGAGGUUGGGUAAGUACUGGUUUAGAAACCCUGAGCAUAUACAAUUGCAACUAAAUUUACUGUAAAAGAUGCAACAUCUGGGUUUUGGGACAGGCCAGCUUUUUCUAGGCCAUUACUGAUAUAACUCACUAUCAGUAUUAUACAAAUAUUUGCUUUUAAGUAUUAUUAAUUUCUUAAGGUGUACAGCUAUGUGUAUGAUAAAUAUUGCAAGCUCAUUUUGUAAUUUUCGUAUAAUAUAAAAUAUUGUCAUUUUAAUAACAAUUGUAAAGUUGUUUUUUACAUGAUGAAUUAAACAGGCCUCAUUGCAGUUUUGACAGUGAACUGGUAGUUUGCUGAAUGAAAGCAAAAAAAUACUGUCAGUUUUGUCCAUAUCACAAUUCAAAAUUGAUCUAAUAUGUAUCGAUGGAGAUCGCUACAGUUAACUAAAACUAAAUACACACACACACACAACACACACAUAGUAUGUAUGUAUAAAACAUUUCAGCAAGGUGACAUUUGACAUUUUCAUUUAGUUUAUUUUGCUGUACUAAAAUAACUUGAAAUGAAAUAUACUUUAUUGUGCACAAUACGUAUAAGGUAAAGUAUAUAAUGUAUACAGUAUGUGAGCAGACGCCACAGUGUUUCUGUACAAAGUGACAUCGCCAACUACUGGCCUGGCAUGCAUAAUAAAACAGCGGGUUUUUU
Molecule: messenger RNA, 5052 nt
Organism: Carassius gibelio (silver crucian carp)
Lineage: Eukaryota; Metazoa; Chordata; Actinopteri; Cypriniformes; Cyprinidae
Product: harmonin-binding protein USHBP1
Exons: 13
Coding region: 2303-4303 (666 amino acids)
Source: RefSeq, a predicted model, not a curated record